AUGGAUGGUCGUUCUACUCACUUCAAACCUGAAUAUGAGAAUGAUACUGCCCCGUUCAUUUCCUCUGCAGUUGAAAUGUUACUCACAGGUCCUGAAUUCCGCUUGCGUCCAUCUCAGAUCAACACCGCAAUCUUUGUUCGUGAUCCCAAAGGUAUCGUCCGCGACACUGGCGGAUACGCGGUCGCUUUGAAGUAUACAGCUAAGAAGAUCUACGAUAUUCAUCCGGGUGACUCCUGGUGGGCGUCAAGCGAAUUCGGGUGGGUCGUGGGUCAUUCAUACUGCUGCUACGCACCAUUGCUACAGCGUGCCACAACAAUCAUUUACGAGGGUAAACCCGUUGGAACUCCUGAUGCCGCCCAAUUCUUUCGUGUCCUUUCGGAGAACAAAGUUCGCGGUUGGUUCCUCACCCCAAGCGCUGCACGUGCUAUACGCAGUGAAGACCCGGAACUCGAUCUGAGUGAGAAGUAUCGCACCGGACGACCGGGAUUACGAAAUUUAGCCAACGUGUUUGUGGCCGGUGAGCAUUGUGACGAAAGCACAAUGCGAUGGUUGGCAAGAAUGCUUCCCGCUCACGUGAAAAUCAGUGACACAUGGUGGCAAACUGAGACCGGUUGGCCAAUCACAUCAAGCUGUCUUGGUUACGAGGAUGGUUGUGCAAACACUCAGGGUUGUGUGGCCCCGAUUGGUUCAGCCGGUCUUCCGGUUCCCGGUUACAAUGUACAACUGGUGGAACACAAGGAAGGCAAUACAAGUUCACAAUCUGUAGACAGGGAACUGGAGAGUGGGAAAGAUGAGAAGCCGUUGUCUCGAAUCGUGGUCAAGUUGCCUCUGCCACCAGGAACUGCAACCACCCUGUGGAAUGAUGAUAAACGGUUUGAGGAGCUGUAUUUCUCGAAAUACCCGGUAAUUCAUUUAGUAAAAUUUGCUUUUUAUUUCAGCCAAUAUUUAGCUAGUGCACUGAAAACUGUUUUAAUCUCUUUAAAUACUCGCAAAGAUACAAUGAUUACCAUAAACUGA
Molecule: messenger RNA, 1017 nt
Organism: Echinostoma caproni
Lineage: Eukaryota; Metazoa; Platyhelminthes; Trematoda; Plagiorchiida; Echinostomatidae
Source: the annotation of a GenBank genome assembly